Molecule: messenger RNA, 1053 nt
Organism: Telopea speciosissima
Lineage: Eukaryota; Viridiplantae; Streptophyta; Magnoliopsida; Proteales; Proteaceae
Exons: 1
Coding region: 1-1053 (350 amino acids)
Source: RefSeq, a predicted model, not a curated record
AUGUUCAUUUAUCGACAUGAUGGUCGCAUUAUUGUUUUACUUCUCUACGUUGACGAUAUUGUGCUUAUUGGGAAUGACACAUCCUAUCUAGACUCAUUUGUUGCUACCUUGAGUUCUCAGUUUGCGAUGAAGGAUUUGGGUGCUUUGCACUAUUUUUUGGGCAUCGAGGUUACCACUACUCCAAGUGGUUUAUUUCUUUCUCAGUCCAAGUAUGCCUUGGACAUUCUCCAGCGAGCCCAUAUGGUGGACAUCAAGCCCAUUUCUACGCCAAUGGCUCUUCGAUCGUCUGUAGAGGGUGAUUCGUGUCCCUUCAUUGAUGUUACCCUCUAUAGGAGUAUUGUUGGGGGACUCCAAUAUCUUACUAUGACUCGUCCGGAUCUCUCAUAUGCCGUUAAUUCAGUUUGUCAGCAUAUGCAUUCUCCAACUGUGGCUCAUUUUGGAAUGGUGAAGCACAUCUUACGUUACGUCAAAGGCACUUUGGAUCAUGGUCUAUGGAUUGUUCGUGCUAGUUCUCUUACUCUUUAUGGAUUCUCUGAUUCUGAUUGGGCCGGUUGCCCGCUUACUCGACGCUCUACUACUGGAUUUUGCACAUUCCUUGGUGCCAAUUGCAUUUCUUGGAGUGCCAAGAAGCAGUCAACAGUAUCCCGCUCUAGCACUGAAGCUGAAUAUCGUGCUAUGGCAUCUACAAUAGCCGAGCUUACUUGGCUUACGUUUCUUUUGUGGGAUCUUGGAAUCCCACAGUAUUCGCCUAUUACUCUCUUUUGUGAUAAUAUCAGCGCUCUACAUAUGAUGGUCAAUCCGGUGUUUCAUGCGCGCUCCAAACACAUUGAGCUUGAUUAUCAUUUUGUGCGUGAGAAGGUGGCUCUUGGUCAUCUUGUUACUUGGUUUGUCCCGUCUAGACUUCAGGUGGCAGAUCUUUUCACCAAACCGUUAGCUCGAUGGGAGUUUCAUGCUUUGUGUCUCAAACUGGGCCUUAGUUCUCGGCUCAGUUUGCGGGAGGGUAUUAACCACCUGUCCACAUCAUCACAUCCACGUGGCCAAGAUAUCACGUGA